Messenger RNA from Oncorhynchus kisutch (coho salmon), 5504 nucleotides. RefSeq names its product solute carrier family 45 member 4b (gene slc45a4b). Gene Ontology annotation, cellular component: membrane. The record is from RefSeq and is a predicted model, not a curated record. NCBI's taxonomy places the organism in Eukaryota, Metazoa, Chordata, Actinopteri, Salmoniformes, Salmonidae. Gene Ontology annotation, biological process: transmembrane transport. The coding region runs from base 986 to 3448 and encodes 820 amino acids. The transcript is spliced from 8 exons. Gene Ontology annotation, molecular function: sucrose:proton symporter activity.
AGAAUUUGUUCUUUACUGACUUGCCUAGUUAAAUAAAGGUAAAAUAUAGAUAUUUUUAAAUAACUAAAUCCCCAACCUGGUCCCAUUCCAUCAUGGCCAUCUAAUCACCUCCCUCAUCCCUAAUUGGUAUAACAUAACUCACCUCUCCACCUGAUUGGGGUGAGUGUUCUGGCACAAAAAUGGUCGCCAUGCAUCACCCAGGUGGGUGCUGCACAUUGGUGGUGGAUGAGAGGAGUUUGCCCUUUACUAUGUAAAGCGCUUUGAGUAACCGUAGAAACGCGCUAUAUAAAUACACUCAAUUAUUAUGUUUGUUACAAUUAUCACAGGACAAAAAAUGCUACUGAAUGUUGUGUACAUUUGUUGAAUAGCAUCCAAGCUUGCCUCCCAUUGGAUAGAAUUAGAGCAAUUGGUCAUCGAUUUUCGUGAUGUCAGUAGGUACUGCUUUUUUACCGUGGCAAUUAAUGAGAUUGGGCAAUGCAUUUUGUCAUUGGACUGGGCAUCAGCGUGUCGAAACAACUAUCAAGCUCAGGCUACUCGGGCACACCGACGACUAAGGAACGUGAAUACUUUUUUACAUUGGAAAAAGGGAUCAGAUGAAUGAGUCACUCCAAGGGACUCUAGAGAGGAACGUUGUCCUCCACCGCCGGCCCCCGUCUCCCUCACCCUGCUCAGCCUCCCCUCUACAGACAUCAUCAAAUGAGCUUUAUCUGAAUGCCACUUUCUAUGGGUUUGGAUUCAGGCCAGCAGUGAAGAGAGCCAAUCUCUUACAAAGCCUCAUUUUGCCACGGAACCUUAUGAAUUGCUUUCAAAAGUACCUCGAAAGAACUAAAGAAAACCAGGAUUUUUCCUUCAUGUAUAGUGCUGCUGUUUUGAGAGUAUUCCUCUGAUUGACCAUAAAGGGAAGGACAGUUGCAUCAGAGCGGACAGGACCGUAAACUACAUUAAGGCUUUAGGGGAGCUUCUCUCUCCAUACGAGCCGACCACCAUGGUCCCCCAGAAGGCUGACUUGACUGUUUUGCCAUGUCAGGAUGUGGUGGAGAUGCCAGUGACGAAGCAGAGCAGUGAGAGGGACGAGGAGAGUCCUGAUGGGUCUCUGGGUGAGGGUGCUGGGGGGGAACGGAUUCCCCUGCGCAAGUGGGUCAUGCAUGGUGCUGUCAUGUUCGGACGAGAGUUCUGCUACGCCAUGGAGACAGCACUGGUCACACCAGUCUUACUGCAAAUAGGACUUCCAGAGCAGUACUACAGCCUGACGUGGUUUCUGAGUCCCAUCCUGGGCCUGAUCCUCACCCCUCUCAUUGGCUCAGCCAGCGACCGCUGCACCCUGAAAUGGGGCCGCAGGAGACCCUUCAUCCUGGCACUCUGUGUGGGGGUGUUACUGGGAGUUUCUCUCUUCCUCAAUGGGUCCCUCCUAGGAUUAGCCCUCGGGGACGUUCCCAGCAGUCAGCCCAUUGGGAUAGUGCUGACGGUGCUGGGCGUGGUUCUACUGGACUUCAGUGCAGACGCCUCAGAUGGGCCUAUCAGAGCCUACCUGUUGGAUGUAGCCGACACAGAGGAGCAGGACAUGGCCCUCAACAUACAUGCUUUCUCUGCAGGGCUGGGAGGAGCGGUUGGCUACGUGCUGGGUGGCCUGGACUGGACCAGCACCAUCCUGGGCACGGCCUUCAAGUCCCAGGAGCAGAUCCUGUUUGUGUUUGCUGCCGUCAUCUUCACCAUAUCUGUGAUUCUACACAUGUUCAGUAUCAAGGAGGAGAGUUUUGAGGCUCGUGGUGACACUCUGGGAGACUCUGACUCUGACAGCCUGUCCUCCUCAGAGAAACUGAAGGGGGGCUUGGUGGGGCCUCGUAGUGUACCUCAGCUGGACGUUAUAGGAGAGGAGGACGCCCAGUCAGAGAGGGAGCUCUUCAUCAACGUGGACAGGGUGAGGAGUAAGAGCGACUCGGUGCUGGCCAUGCCUGACGCCACCAUCGAGCUGGACUCAGACCUGGACCAGGACGGUCAUUUCCUGGCCGACAUUGAGCCCUCCAUCUUUCAGGACUACCCCCAAGAUUUGUACCCUGGCACCCCUCAGAGACACUACAGUGGAUGGGGCAUCCAGGACCUGGAAGGCCCCCAGGCUGAGGCUCAGGCAGACAGCCAGCUGCCCCUCUUCCACCAGGACCCCUCCCCCUACUACAGCAGGGAGCACAUGUUGUUCAACAACCAGACCAACCAGGGAGCCAAGUGCCUCAACGGGGCCUCAGCGGCCCCGGCGGUCCCCUCCAACCACACAGCCCGCGGGGCCAACAGCCAGGGCCGUAUGCCAGGCCUGAGGCCGUCCAACACCAGCACCACUACCGGGGCACGCCGCUUCCCCUUCUACCGCCAGCCGUCAUUUACAUUCUCUUACUAUGGCCGCGUGGGUUCAGCACGAUACCGCCACCGCAGAAACACCAUGGGUAAUCCGGCCGGCGCCAACCUCCGCAUCAAGACCUCGCAGAGCAUGAACGACAUCUACGAGCACAUGCAGCGGCGGCAGCAGAGGAGGGAGCUCCAGCAGAGCAGCACCACACUGUCCAGCGGGGACUCUGAGAGGGACGACGGAGACCAGGGGGGCACCACGGUCAAGCUGCUGUGGCUGUCCAUGCUGAAGAUGCCCCCCCAGCUGCUGAGGCUCUGCGUCUGUCAUCUCCUCACCUGGUUCUCCAUCAUCGCUGAGGCAGUCUUCUACACAGACUUCAUGGGACAGGUCAUCUAUGCUGGAGACCCCACAGCUCCUGCUAACUCCACUAACCUGCAGAAGUACCAUAAAGGGGUUCAGAUGGGCUGCUGGGGACUGGUUGUCUAUGCUGCUACCGCUGCAGUCUGCUCAGCUGUGCUCCAGAAGUACCUGGACAACUACGACCUGAGCAUUAAGGUGAUCUACAUCCUGGGUACUCUGAGCUUCUCCCUGGGAACUGCAGUCAUGGCGAUCUUCCCUAACGUCUACGUUGCCAUGGUGAUGAUCAGCACCAUGGGCAUCAUCUCCAUGAGUAUCUCCUACUGCCCAUAUGCUCUGCUGGGCCAGUACCACGAGAACAAGGAGUACAUCCACCACAGUCCGGGGAAGUCGCGACGAGGCUUCGGCAUCGACUGUGCCAUACUGUCGUGCCAGGUGUACAUUGCCCAGAUCCUGGUGGCGUCUGCACUGAGCACGGUGGUGGACGCGGUGGGCAGCGUGCGGGUCAUCCCAAUGAUGGCCUCUGGAGGCUCCUUCCUGGGCUUCCUCACCUCCACCUUCCUGGUCAUCUACCCAGACUCCUCCACUCCCACCACUACGCAGGACCAGGAGGGGUAUGGAGAGGAGGGGGCUCCGGCCCUGGUGGCCCCAGAACCAGGCCCCAGUGGUAGCAGUAUGCAGGAGCCAGUAGUCCUUCUCAAAGCGUCUCCUAAGGGCAGCAGCAGCACGGCACACUACGAGUCCACUAUUUAACAAAGAAGAAGAGGGACCAGGAUAAAAUACUGGUGGCAUCACAAUAGUCAUAGUGUCUUCCUCUCUUUGUCUCCUUUCUUUAAUCUGCACAGACAGUGACCCAGCCUUAACACUCACUAGUCACAUGAGUUCCAGUGGGAUGGACUGUUCCAAUGAACACGUUGUGUAUUUCUUAACAUAUGGCUGUUUUUCUUUUCCUCCUGGGGUUCAAAUGUUUGUGGGUUCACUGAUUACGUCCCAAAAGCACCCUACUCCCUUUAUAGUGCACUUUUUACCUGGGUCCACAAGGCUCUGGUCAAAUGUAGUGCACUAAAUAGGGAAUAGGGUGCCAUUUGGGACUCAUUCACAGUUUGAAAGGCCUGCAGGCCUUAUCAGAAGGAUUAUCCACAAUAUCAGGAGUAUCCACCUCAUACACAGGAUCUAAUGCUGGACUCUCUUUUUUACUCAUGGGAUCUAAUGCUGGACUCUUUUUCUUAAACGUGACUGGGACUUGUUCUGUAGAUGUUUGUUUAGACUGCACAUGAAUAUUUUCACUCCAUUUCUAAAUUGAAAACAUGUUUUAUUGAUUUAUUUUGUGAUUGUACAAAAUGGUUUGAGUGACCGAUCAACUUUUUUAGAUCAAACUUAGUUUCCCCACAGACAGAAUGAUAUAGGAGUCCCUAUGUUACUGUGACCUCACUAAAGAUGCUGCAGUCACAGAGGAUCCAGUUCAGAACAGUAUGGGAGUCUCUCUUACUAUGACCUCACUAAAGAUGCUGCAGUCACAGAGGAUCCAGUUCAGAACAAUAUAGGAGUCGCUCUGUUACUGUGAUCUCACUAAAGAUGCUACAGUCACAGAGGAUCCAGUUCAGAACAAUAUAGGAGUCGCUCUGUUACUGUGAUCUCACUAAAGAUGCUACAGUCACAGAGGAUCCAGUUCAGAACUUUAUAGGAGUCGCUCUGUUACUGUGAUCUCACUAAAGAUGCUACAGUCACAGAGGAUCCAGUUCAGAACUUUAUAGGAGUCGCUCUGUUACUGUGAUCUCACUAAAGAUGCUACAGUCACAGAGGAUCCAGUUCAGAACAAUAUAGGAGUCGCUUUGUUACUGUGAUCUCACUAAAGAUUCUGCAGCCAUCGAAGAUCCAGUUUAGAACAGUAUAGGUGUUACUCGCUGUUACUGUGACCUCACUAAGGGGCGGCAGGGUAGCCUAGUGGUUAGAGCGUUGGACUAGUAACCGAAAGGUUGCAAGUUCAAAUCCCUGAGCUGACAAGGUACUAAUAUGUCGUUCUGGCCCUGAACAAGCAGUCGGUCAGAACAAUAUAGGACUCGGUCUCUUUUACUGUGACCUCAUUAUGCCAAAGAGGAUCCAGUUCAGAACAAUAUAGGACUCGGUCUCUUUUACUGUGACCUCACUAUGCCACAGAGGAUCCAGUUCAGAACAAUAUAGGAGUCGGUCUCUUUUACUGUGACCUCACUAUGCCACAGAGGAUCCAGUUCAGGGUCAGUCAGUUACAUUCCCUAUUAUAAACACCAUCCACUAACUUUCUUCAGUCUAUUGACAUGUAUAUCAUGAAAACACUCAGGGCUGUUAUACAGCACAGAUGAUAUGUCCAGGUUACACCAAAAGUCCAAAGAACCAUUCAGGAUGUUCCUGUUUGUAGCUCACAUUUGCCAUUUACUGGGUUGAGUGGCCUAUAGCCUACUGUUUACAUGGCAGAGUUGGAUAAAUGUUAUCAGCCUUAAGAUAAUCAAAUGCUGAAGUGAUGAUGCUUACAUUCUAACACAUAUCAAUAUUUUAAAAAGGGAACAUGUUGUCAACCUCUAAAUGAUGCAUGGAAGAAUACUAGAUUUCAUACUACAACUAGUCAUUACAAAUGGUCUAUGAUCAUAAGAUGCCUUUGGGCCCAUCCAGCAUUGAAGAAACCCUACACUGUACUGUGCUACAGUAAGUAGCCCUCUGUUGUUCUGAACCAUCUGUUCCACAGGGUAACGCACAAGAAAGGAUAUUGCUCUGUAUGUUUUUACAUUUAACAACUGCAAAAGCUGCACUAUAAAUGUUAAGAACUUUAAGAGAG